This is a messenger RNA of Castor canadensis (American beaver), 1575 nucleotides long. It is a transcript of the gene Hoxb2, whose product is annotated as homeobox B2. Gene Ontology annotation, molecular function: DNA-binding transcription factor activity, RNA polymerase II-specific; RNA polymerase II cis-regulatory region sequence-specific DNA binding. The record is from RefSeq and is a predicted model, not a curated record. Lineage: Eukaryota; Metazoa; Chordata; Mammalia; Rodentia; Castoridae. Gene Ontology annotation, cellular component: nucleus. Gene Ontology annotation, biological process: regulation of transcription by RNA polymerase II.
AAUCUCCCCCUCCCAAAAUCGCUCCAUCGUAUAAACCUGGGGGGGGGGCAGGAGGGGGGGUCCCUUCCGAUCCUCCCUCCUGACGCCCCCCCAACAGGCCCCCUCCCCCACCAUUGAAAGCCAUGAAUUUUGAAUUUGAGAGGGAGAUUGGGUUUAUAAACAGCCAGCCAUCGCUCGCCGAGUGUCUGACUUCCUUCCCCGCUGUCUUGGAGACAUUUCAAACUUCAUCAAUCAAGGAGUCGACAUUAAUUCCUCCUCCUCCUCCUUUCGAGCAAACCUUCCCUAGCCUCCAGCCCGGCGCCUCCACCCUUCAGAGACCCGGGAGCCAAAAGCGAACCGAAGAUGGGCCUGCUCUGCCGCCGCCGCCACCUCUCCCCGCCGUCCCCCUCGCCCCCGAGUUCCCUUGGAUGAAAGAGAAGAAAUCCGCCAAGAAACCCAGCCAAUCCACCGCGUCUCCUUCCCUGGCCGCCUCCGCUGUCCCGGCCUCCGGGGUCGGAUCGCCCGCAGAUGGCCCGGGACUGCCGGAGAGCGGCAGCGGCUGCGGGGCGCGCAGGCUGCGCACGGCGUACACCAACACGCAGCUGCUGGAGCUGGAGAAGGAAUUCCACUUUAAUAAGUACUUAUGCCGGCCGCGGCGCGUGGAGAUCGCGGCCCUACUGGACCUCACUGAAAGGCAGGUCAAAGUGUGGUUCCAGAACCGCCGCAUGAAGCACAAGAGGCAGACGCAGCACCGAGAGCCGCUUGACGUGGAGCCAGGCUGCCCAGGAGCCCUGGAGGACACCGGAGACCCAGCCGAGGAGCCCGCCGUCAGCCCAGGCGGCCCCUCCGCCUCUCGGGCGGCGCGGGAAGCCUGCUUUCACCCUGCCGAGGUCGCUCUGGGGCCCCCAGGCGCCCCGGGACCAGGGCCUUUGGCUGCUCACUUGGAGGGUGCGGGCGCACAGAGCCCCGGCUGCGCGCUGCGCUCCGUCGGCGGGUUGGAACCCGAGUCGUUGCCAGAAGACGCUUUCCCCGAGCGGCAGGACUCGCCUUUCCUGCCCGACUUCAACUUUUUCGCGGCAGACUCCUGUCUCCAGCUGUCCGGAGGCCUUUCCCCCAGCCUACAGGGCUCGAUGGAUAGCCCGGUACCCUUUUCCGAGGAAGAGCUAGACUUCUUCACCAGCACACUCUGCGCCAUCGACCUGCAAUUCCCCUAACCCGCUUCCUUCCCCGACCCCUUCCAUCCCCGUCCUCCUUGGCUGACUGUUGGAAAAAAUUGAGCCUCCCCCACCCCUAGUCACAUUUACUUACGUGUUUUGCUAAAAUUCAGGUAUUAUUGAAUUAGUAUUUAAUCAUCUCCCUUUUUUCUUUCUCUUUUUAAAAUCACAGAAAAAUUCCGUUUGGUAGACUCCUUCCAACGAAAUCUCAGGAAUAAUUAAACUCUAGGGGGGGCUUUCUUAAAAAAGAAUUAGAGGGACCUAGUUUCCUUCUUUUUUAAGUUUUAGACUUAGAUUAUUUAUUAAAAUUCUUUGAUAAUAGGAAAUGGGGAAAUAUUUAUUGUACAUUAUUUUCAUAGAUUAAAUAAAUGUCUUUAUAAUA